This is a messenger RNA of Alternaria ethzedia, 534 nucleotides long. RefSeq lists its product as uncharacterized. Gene Ontology annotation, molecular function: translation initiation factor binding; nucleotide binding. NCBI's taxonomy places the organism in Eukaryota, Fungi, Ascomycota, Dothideomycetes, Pleosporales, Pleosporaceae. The record is from RefSeq and is a predicted model, not a curated record. Gene Ontology annotation, cellular component: P-body; RNA polymerase II, core complex. The transcript has 3 exons. Gene Ontology annotation, biological process: mRNA export from nucleus in response to heat stress; nuclear-transcribed mRNA catabolic process, deadenylation-dependent decay; transcription initiation at RNA polymerase II promoter. The coding region runs from base 1 to 534 and encodes 177 amino acids.
AUGGAAGGAGAGGGAGAACACGCGCCGCCCCAGAGGCAGGAGCCACCCGUCUUCAAGGCCCCGAGGCUAGUCUCGCGCCCGAAGCCCCCGGUGCAGCAAGAGGAGGAGAUGGGCUCUGAGAUCAAGCUAGGCGACUUUGAAGACGUCCACGCCCUCUCCGUCUCCGAAGCGCGCGCCGUCGUCACAGCCGUCCACGAGGCCCGGAAGAAGAAGGACCCCGAGAACAACCCUCUACGCGAUAGGAUAUACAACGACAGCAUAACCAUCACACAGUUCCUCGACUACCUAGACAACUUCGCCCGCUACAAGGAGGAAGACAGUCUGCACUCGAUCGCUGCCCUCUUCGAUGCGCACCCUGAGAUCUCCGUUGUCGAGAAGGCACUGCUUGGAACGCUUACCCCGGACACCGCAGAAGAGGCCACCACCCUCAUUCCCUCGCUGAACAUGGACGAGGACGAGCUCCAGUUAAUCCUGGACGAGCUGAACAAAAUGCGUGAGUUGGAAAAGUUGAACAAGAUGGUCACGGGCCCAUAA